This is a messenger RNA of Mesitornis unicolor (brown roatelo), 1494 nucleotides long. It is a transcript of the gene NEU4, whose product is annotated as sialidase 4. Gene Ontology annotation, molecular function: exo-alpha-sialidase activity. Bases 1 to 1494 code for a protein of 497 amino acids. Gene Ontology annotation, cellular component: membrane; lysosome; cytoplasm. The record is from RefSeq and is a predicted model, not a curated record. The transcript is spliced from 3 exons. Gene Ontology annotation, biological process: oligosaccharide catabolic process; ganglioside catabolic process. NCBI's taxonomy places the organism in Eukaryota, Metazoa, Chordata, Aves, Mesitornithiformes, Mesitornithidae.
AUGGGCUCCCGGCACUUCCCUGCCCGCACCGUGCUCUUCGAGAAGGAGUCCAACGGCGUCACGUACCGUGUGCCUGCCCUGCUCUACCUGCCCUGCGUGGCCAAGCUGCUGGCUUUCGCGGAGGAGCGGCUGAGCGCCGACGAUGCCCAUGCUAAUGUGUUGGUGAUGCGCCGCGGCACCGUCUACGGGAGCUACGUGGAGUGGGAAGACAUGCGCGUGCUGGAGACGGCGACACUGCAGCACCACCGGUCGAUGAACCCCUGCCCGCUCUACGACGAGUUCACUGGCACCCUAUUCCUUUUUUUCAUCACCGUGCUGGGCAGGACACCCGAAGCCUACCAAAUCGUCACUGGCCAGAACGUCACCCGCCUCUGCUGCGUCACCAGCACCGACCAGGGCCUGAGCUGGAGCACGGCCACAGACCUGACGCAGCAGGUCAUUGGCAGGGCCAUCAAAGACUGGGCGACGUUCGCACUGGGCCCCGGGCAUGGGAUCCAGCUGCGGUCCGGCCGGCUGCUGGUGCCCGCUUACAGCUACCACAUCGACUGCAAGGAGUGCUUCGGGCAGCUCUGCAAGACCACCCCUCACUCCUUCGCCUUCUACAGCGACGACCACGGCCGGGGCUGGCGCUUCGGGGAGUUCAUUACGGGCGAGUGCCAGCUGGUCUCGGUGGAUGAGGAGGACGGCUCCAAUGUCCUCUACUGCAACGCCCGUAGCCCCUUGGGCUUCAGGGUCCAGGCGCUGAGCACAGAUGACGGGGCCGUCUUCCACGGGGGGCAGCUGGUCCAGCGGCUGGUCGAGCCCCCCCAUGGCUGUCAUGGCAGCGUCGUUGGCUUCCCCGCACCUUUUGUAUAUGUCCCCACUGCCCCCCGGGACCCUGGGGUGCCCCUCCGAGGCUCAGCUCGCCAGCUGCUCCCUGGGAUGCUCCCAGGGUUUCGGUACCUGCCCGCCCGGCAGGCAGCGGGUGAUGAGCUGCCCACCGUGGCCACCAGCAGCCACCACAAGCCAGCCCAGUCCCAGAAGCGCUGUCUCACACCAGGGCAUCUCAGCCAUACCAGUGGUGUCACUUUGGUCCAAGGGGACCCCAUGACAACCCCCAACCCUGCUCCCUUCUUCCAAGCACCAACGUGGGUCCUCUACUCCCACCCCACCAGCUCUAUGUCGCGGGUCAACAUGGGGGUCCACCUGAGCACUUUCCCCAGGGAUGCAGAGAGCUGGACCGAGCCGUGGGUCAUCUACGAGGGCCCAAGUGCUUACUCAGACCUGGCUUACAUGGAGCUGCCCUACAAUGGGGGCAUCGUUGGUGGCCCAGCUGUUGCUUUUGCCUGCCUCUACGAGAAUGGGACACGGUCGCCCUACGAGCAGAUCUCUUUCAGCAUGUUCACGCUGUACGAUGUGCUUCAGAACAUCCCCCUGACAGCCACUGCUCCCCAGCGUGACAGUGCCCCCCCACACCGUGCGAAGUGGGGCCGAAGGAGCUGCCUUGUCUCCUAG